Archocentrus centrarchus (flier cichlid) is the source of this 3230-nucleotide messenger RNA. It is a transcript of the gene rab38b, whose product is annotated as RAB38b, member of RAS oncogene family. The record is from RefSeq and is a predicted model, not a curated record. Gene Ontology annotation, molecular function: GTP binding; GTPase activity. Gene Ontology annotation, cellular component: late endosome; lysosome; phagocytic vesicle. Gene Ontology annotation, biological process: phagosome-lysosome fusion; endosome to lysosome transport. The coding region runs from base 176 to 832 and encodes 218 amino acids. The transcript has 3 exons. Lineage: Eukaryota; Metazoa; Chordata; Actinopteri; Cichliformes; Cichlidae.
ACUCCCCAAAAGGGUAGGCGGUUCCUAAAGCCACACGGAGAAAGACACACACACACACAUAUACACACACACACACACAAAUACACACACGCGGGACUAGGGGAACGCACUCAAACCACACUCUAGUCAGGUCAAAGUUACUGAAAACUGCUGCUUUUGAGGUCUGACAGGUGGAAUGACCAACUAUCCAUCGCACUCCAAUGGUAUGCAGAGUCUCCGGAAAGAGCACCUGUAUAAGGUGCUGGUCAUCGGAGACCUGGGAGUCGGGAAGACUUCCAUCAUCAGGCGCUACGUCCACCACACCUACUCCACCAACUACCGGGCCACGAUCGGAGUUGACUUCGCUCUGAAAGUGUUAAACUGGGAUUCGGAGACGGUCCGGCUUCAGCUGUGGGACAUCGCAGGUCAGGAACGUUUUGGGAACAUGACGCGAGUGUACUACCGUGAAGCCAUGGGAGCCUUCAUAGUGUUCGACGUGACACGGCCAACAACCUUUGAGGCUGUCAUUAAGUGGAAAGAAGACCUGGAUUCUAAACUAAUGCUGGCUAAUGGGAAGAGCAUUGCCACUGUACUGCUGGCUAAUAAGUGUGACCAGGGCAGGGAGUUGACCAACAAUGGCAUCAAAAUGGACCAGUUCUGCAAGGACCACGGCUUUGUUGGUUGGUUUGAGACUUCUGCCAAGGACAAUCUCAACAUCAGUGACGCUGCAAACUUCCUAGUCAAGCACAUCAUGGCUACAGAAAAUGACAUCCUGAAAACUGUGGUGCCCGACACCAUCUCCCCGCAGCUCGACCCCAACAACCAGAUGAGCUGUUCUGGCUGCUUCAAAUAAUGAAAGGACGGCUCAGUGUCAGAACUGAAAAAAGACUGGAUGCACAGCAGGACUAAGAGGCAAAACCACGCCGCUGAAUCUUGCAAGGAAAUCUACAUGUUAGUAGCAUUAGAAAUAGUAGCGUCUACUAUGAAACAGUUGGGGCUCUUUGGUCCAAACUGCAGUUGAACAUUUGAGUUUGUUGCGCUUUUGUGGAGCAAACCAAAGCUUGCAGACUGAAGCCACUUGAAGUUGCUCAUUUACUUAACAAUGCAACAGUUUUUUUGUAACUUGCUAUCCUGCGAGUGUGAAGUUUUUGGCAGAUAAUGAAAACAGCACUGCUGUCCGUGCUGUUGGUCACAAUGUGGUGUGUUGGGCUGAAGAGCAGAGAUAAAGAUCUAUGCUCAGCUCUGCCUGCUUUACAAAAAAGAUCAGAUUAAACUUCAACAACAGCUUGUUUUGAAGAAGACCAGGAACAUCUUCACCUCCAUAACCUGAAUGGUAUGAAAGUUCUCCCAGUAUGCUUGAUGUAAUACAGCUAAAGGGCACAGUAAAAACACACAUCUUGUUGAACUUAAAUUUGCUUUUUAGACAGGCUUUCUUUAAUAUUACUCUGCACUAGCCAAAGAAUCCAGUAUUGACCUAUUUCAGAGGAUCCCAGAUUUACUGUUGUUUUAGCAAUGCGAAUUUUGCACAAUAAUUUUUUUCUUAUCAAUUUCUAAGUUGCUUAUAGUGUGCUUUGAGUGUUUACUGCUGGGUAAUGUACCAAGAUAAACUGCUUCAGAUCUGUCCUACAACUAACAAACCUUGCUUGAUUUGUCGUUUUAAGUGACAACACAUUCAUAUCUAUAGCAACAGCUCGGUCGUGACAAGAAGCUGCGAAGAAACAGAGGGAAAUGCUUAGGCGCACAAACAUCCUGGAGCCUGCCUGGUAUAAGCAGGCUUUUAUGGCCAGUGAACAGGCGUGCUGGAGCAAUUCAGAUUCAUGUGGUCAAAGAUUUCCCAGACGUGUCUGUGUUAAUAGAAGGGGAGUGGUUGUCAUACUGCCUAACAUUGAGUUUUAGAGCUAUCUAGCUGCAACAUCUAAAUGGUAAAUCGACUGCAGCCGUAUUCCACUCAUAGUGCCGUACACUACGAGCCACACUCACAUGCUAUCUUACCCGAGGACAGUUCAUAAUUUCAGCUGGAGCUGUGGACUGAACCGUCAACCUUCUGAUUAGCAAAAUUUGUUAGUUUGGCCCACGCUGCCUCCUGAGUCACACUUUUCUCAGAAGUGAUUAUUAAGUGUAUGUGUGUGUAAUUUUUCUUCAUCAGAACCUAACCCCUUGUAUCCAUGGUAACUGGAGUCUUUUUGGAGUAUCCUCCAACAUCUUUGUGAAGCUAUUUCUCUCUGUAUGCAGGCACACAUCAAUGCUUAUACCCACAUAGACACAUUUCUCCAGUCUCCACGUCCGUGUUCCUUUUCUCCUUCUUCCCUGCUUCAUUUUUUUUUUUUAUUGUUUCUCUGUUUUCUCUCCAUCAACCAUUUCUAGAUUCCUUCUUUUAUGUUAUCUGCUUUUUUCUCUACAUUCUUUCAUUUGUUGAUUUACACACGUACUACGUACUGCUCAUUAUACUGUAUACAGUAUCUACUACAUACCCUGGGAUUUUCUAUUUAACCCGAUCGCCUUCCACUGACCCGGCUCCUCUGUAUUACUUGCUAGGAUUAUCCUCUAAAUUUGUGCCAAUCUUUUUUUUUCUUUCUGUGACUUAUGACUGCAAAGAUUUGUGGCCUGAUAUAAAUUUCAAUUAGGUCUCUGAUCUGGAUCAGCCAAUUAAUCUGGAUUAAAUCAAGUGAACUGCUUGGUCUGUUGACAUUUCCACAAAUGUACUAUUGGGCAUUCUUUCCAUAGUUCGCCAGGAUUUAUACAACAGCGUCAUGUGUUAGUGUUCGAGGGUUUAUUUUAUUUUAUUUAUUUUUUGGUAAUUUACAGCAUGCACGAGGGUGGAUUUAAACAAUGUCCUCUCCACAGAAAAAUGUCACAAUUUUAGUAUGGCUCAUCAUGAGGGUGUGUGACGUCACACAUCAUGAGUUAUCAGAAUAGCAGCGUCACACUCCAUAGGCACGAGACAGUGUGUCGUGAGAAAUCAUUGGUGAUGUGUUUGAGAAGUAAAGAAAGCCUUAACACCACUAAUUCAGUUAUUAUUCCAUGUGCAGAUUGUACUUGUGUAUUUAUUUUUUAAAGCUGUGAAAUGAAUUAACACACAUAAACCAUAUUAUCUGUUAUUGUAACGCUUUCACAAAACUUCACAAAACUGUGUCUUCAAAGUAUAUUUCUCCUGUUUGACCUGGAACAAACUCUGUUUUCUGUUCACUCUGAGGAUCACUGUGAGGGAGUGAGCAGAAAAUCAGUGUUUAACUUUUAUUAAACUAAUAAAA